CAGCCUCUAAUCAACCAAUUAAAAUAGCAAUCUGUAGCUAGUUGUGGUCAGUUUCUACAAUCGGGCGCUUCUAAUUAAAUGUUAAAUUUUCCAAACGGAAAAAUUUCCAACGCUCCCUGAAGAUGCUCGAUACGAAACUUUGCUUUAAUGUGAUCUGCGUCCUAAUUUUCUUCGUGCUUUGUAUCACUUCGACGGAAUCGCGCCAAGUGACGAAAAAAACAGUGUAUAACCUUUACACCAAACCAUCGAGUUACUCCUACCCUGUUCAAACCCUCCCUCGGGAUGAUUACCACCAACUUAACAAUCUCAAAAAUUUCACUUUUACGAUUCUUAAUAAACCUUGCAAUGGCACGAACCCAAUUCUUCUAGUAUUGGUUCACUCUAAUCCGACACAUUUCGAAAACAGGAAGGUGUUGAGGACGACUUGGGGCAAAAACAGUUUACAAGUGAAGGUUUUGUUUAUGCUUGGUUUGGUGAAAAACCACCGGUUGAAAGUUCAGAUUGAGAAAGAGAAUGAAGAGUUUGGGGAUUUGGUUCAAGGUUCGUUCCUCGACACGUACAGAAAUCUGACUUACAAACACGUUAUGGUGCUCAAAUACGCCAUCUAUCACUGUCCACAAGCGAAAUACAUUCUCAAGACUGACGACGACAUUUUCGUGAACAUGCCCCUCAUGUUGAAUUUUUUGACUAAGGAUUUGUCGCCGUUUGGCGGCGCUCGGAUGAUUUUUUGUAGUGUACUGAAAAAAUUGAGCGUUUCGAGGAAUGGGAGGUCAAAGUGGAGCGUCACCUUUCAGGAGUACUCUGGAAAAUGGUACCCCAAUUACUGCCAAGGCUGGGGUAUUCUCUACUCUCCAGACGUGGUUUUUGACUUGUACAGAGAGGCCCAAAAAACGAACUUCUUCUGGAUUGAUGAUGCCCUCAUCACGGGGACUCUUGCCGAAAAAAUCCAUUUAACACACGUUGAUAUUAGAGGUUUGAUGUUGAGUCGCAACGUUUUGCGUCAGCCGGCGCAGUUCAAAAAACCGUUUCUUUACGGGCCCUAUAAUUUGCAAAAUAGUGAGAUUAAGGCCCUUUGGGAGUACGUGAAAGGGCACGAAAAGCCAGUCUCGCUCCUUAAAUAUAUCGCGUGAUAACUAAUAAUAUACUAUCACAUUUGUUAUUAUUGUAGAGAAGAUACAGUUGUUAUUAAAGUAGAGUAUUUUAUUAUGGUAAUUGUUUCAUGUAGUGUUAUUUUCAGGAUGUUGAAAUUAUUGUUGGAACUUUGAUUGAUUUUAAAUUGUUACUUACCAGUAUUACCAUGUAUCUACUGUACACUUUAUUUAAA
Tribolium castaneum (red flour beetle) is the source of this 1324-nucleotide messenger RNA. RefSeq names its product beta-1,3-galactosyltransferase 5. Gene Ontology annotation, molecular function: hexosyltransferase activity. The coding region runs from base 123 to 1130 and encodes 335 amino acids. Gene Ontology annotation, cellular component: Golgi membrane. NCBI's taxonomy places the organism in Eukaryota, Metazoa, Arthropoda, Insecta, Coleoptera, Tenebrionidae. The record is from RefSeq and is a predicted model, not a curated record. The transcript has a single exon.